GGUGAAGUUAGUUCUGUCAAAGUCAAACGUCAAAACCAUGCGGGUUGUAUGUCAUUUAAAAAACCGUUAUUUUCAGGGGAAUUUAAUUAAAAUAUAAUUAAAACAACGCAGAUUUGUUGUUUAAUAAAGAAUAAAAUGUCUAUGUUAGCCGAAAGAAAGCAAAAACAGCGAUGGAGUUUAAAUCCGAGGGGAAAACAGUGGUCCGAAGAUUCAUCAAAAUUCGGGCAAAAAUUGAUGGAAAGAAUGGGAUGGAAGCACGGAAAAGGAUUAGGCGCGAACGAGGAUGGUUUAACAGAAAACGUGAAAUUAAAUUAUAAGAACGAUCAAAAAGGAAUGGGUUAUAAAGAGACGGAGCAAUGGACGGAGCACGAAGAUCAUUUUACACAACUAUUAAAUACAUUAAACGGGGAUUCAAACGAUAAUUCAAAAAAUGAUGAGGUUAAAGUGAGCUCGUUACACGAAAAAGCCGAAAAUGUGAAAACACGGAUUAAUUACCACAAAUUUACGAAAGGGAAAGAUUUGAGUCGAUACUCGGAAAAAGAUUUAGCAAACAUUUUUGGAAGAAAAAAUUUAAAAAAGGAGGUUAAAAAUAAAGAAAAAAUUGAAAUUAAAGACGAUGUAAAUGAAAAAGAAGGAAAUUUGAUUAAUAAAGGGUCCAUUACGGAUUAUUUUAAAAGAAAAUUGCCCCAAUUUGGGAAAUUUGGUGAUGUUGGGGUUAAAAUCGGAAAUAAUGGAGUGUUAACUAAGGAAGGUUCUGAUACAGAGAGUGAGAAAUGCUUCGGAUUUGGAUUUAAUAAUGAUCAAGGGUUAAAUGAAGGAAAAAAGAGGAGUUUGGAGGAAAUUGAUGAAUUUUCGGUUGAGAAGAAAGUUAAAAUUGAUGAAAAUAAUGAAACUAUUUUGUCCAAAGAUGAGAUAAAGUUGGAAAAAAAGAAGAAAAAGAAAAAUAGAUUAUCUGAAACUUUUAUUUCAUACUCGGAAAAUGAUUUUUCUUCGUCUACGAUGAAUGAAGAAUUAAAAAAUAAUUGCCAUGAAGAAAGUGAGGUUAAAAAAAGGAAGAAAAAAUUAAAAUUGGAUGAAAACGGAAUGAGUGAUUGUGUAAAGGAACAAGAUAUUAAAUGUGAAGAGGUAAUUGGUGAAAAAGAUUUGGAUGGGGAUGAAAUGUUUGUUAAAAAGAAAAAGAAAUGUAAAAAAAAUAAAAAAGAAAAUGAAAAUUUAAAGUUUAAUAAUGAAGAUGUUGCAGAGAUUGUUGAAAUCAAAGAGGAACCUAACCUAACCUCAAAAAAAAAGAAAAAGAGGAAAGAAAAAGAUAUUAAAGAUUUAGUUGAAAGAGAAAAUGAAACUGUUUUUAAUGAAAAAGAUGAAAUAGUUAAUGAAAAAGAAGAAAUAGUUAAUGACAUAAAUAUAACCUCAAAAAAGAAAAAGAAAAAAUUGAAAGAUAACGAAAUUAAAGUUAAUUCUGAUUUAAAUUCAUCGAAUAAAAGAAAAUUACCGAACGAAGAUAAUGAUGAUGUUUUAGAACCGCCUGUUAAAAAGAAAAAAUCAAAAAAGUCGAAAAAUAAUCCUCAAGCCGAUGUGUCAACAUUGGGAAUAAUAAAUCCGAGUUUUGAUCCAAACUUUAAUCCCCAACAAAUAGAUUUGGAAUUAAGGAAACGAACUAAAGUCAUUAUUGAAUAUGAAAAUGACGAUUUAUCAAAGAAUGAUUCAUUAAAGAACGAAAAAUCAUCGAAAAAAUCUAAAUCUGAAAAAGGAAUUGUCAAUCCUUCCUUCGAAGAUUUAUUACCAACCGUAAAAAAUAAAAGUGUACAAAAUGGGAUUGAUAAUCCAACGCUAAAUGUGUUGGAGGACUCAGAUUUGACUUUAAAUGUGGUUACAACGCCGAUUUUAAAAUCGGAACGAUCGAUUUCUCGGCUACGCAAAUCGGUUCGAUUUAGUAAAUCGAAUGAGGAGCAUAUUAUUCCGAAUAAUUAUAUGCGAGAAAGAAACGAGUUGUUUGAUAUAAAUACUUUGGUCGUUGAGGAAAGUAUUAAAGAGGAAUUAAAAAACAAAGAUUCAAUUAAUAACGGUUUUGUAAAUAAUGGAUUUGAUAUCAGAGCGAUUGAUAAAUUAAGUUUCUUUGAAACCGACGAAAAAGGUGGUAUCGAUAAUCCAUGUUUUCAACCUAAAGGAUUAGAUGAUAAAGUUAACGAGUUGUCUCAACGGGUUGAAAAUUUUGAGGCGAAAUUAGAUAAUGAUAUAAACGAGUAUAAAAGUAAUUACCAAGAAGUUUUUGUUGGUUGUAACGAUUCGGUUAAGGAACAUAUCGCAGUUUCCGAAGGGGUUAGAUUAAGUUUUAGUAAUGUUACGUUUGGCCAAAAUCCUUCAUGGAUGAGUCGAGCUGAAACAACGGCAAAGAAAUCUUAUAAACAUCUUAUAAAAGGCGAUAUUAUUGUUGCGUUUAAAAGUAGUAAUUUGCAUGAAAUAACUGGGUAUGGUGUUGAAAAAAAAUGAUAAUAAAGAAAUUAAUUAACUAAA
Molecule: messenger RNA, 2511 nt
Organism: Onthophagus taurus
Lineage: Eukaryota; Metazoa; Arthropoda; Insecta; Coleoptera; Scarabaeidae
Product: putative leucine-rich repeat-containing protein DDB_G0290503
Cellular component (GO): nucleolus
Molecular function (GO): nucleic acid binding; telomerase inhibitor activity
Source: RefSeq, a predicted model, not a curated record